ACAGUUUGUCCCUAUUUACCUUCCGUACUUACAGACAAGUAUGGCGGUCUGAGGGCUGUGGUGACUGUUUUGGUGGCGUAAAUAAGCAUCGUGUACCUUUUUAAAGCAUAUUGCCCUCGGCAUUCGAGUUUAUCUGAAGGCUACAACUACAGUGCGACUAAGAUCAUCAUGCCGUCUUCUUGUGACUCUCUGAUGGAAGACAUCGAGGACAUGGUGUCUUCUAGUGACCCCACUCCUCAUGAAAGACAGUCUGCUAGAAAAAGUAUCAUACCAAGGUCAAGGAAGAAGAAAGAGCUCCUGAGCGAUGAGGAGCUUCAAGCUGACAGUUUGAUCCCUGGUACCCAAAAGAUCUGGAUGAAAACAUGGGGCUGCAGUCAUAACAACUCAGAUGGGGAGUACAUGGCUGGGCAGCUGGCUGCCAGCGGAUACAAGAUGACUGAUGACCCGACAGAAGCAGACGUGUGGCUGCUCAACAGCUGCACUGUGAAAAACCCUGCAGAGGAUCACUUCAGAAACUCAAUCAAAAAAGCCCAGGACCAGGAGAAAAAGGUGGUAGUAGCAGGAUGCGUUCCCCAGGCCCAGCCAAGGAUGGAUUACCUCAAAGGUCUCAGCAUCAUUGGGGUCCAGCAGAUUGAUCGAGUGGUGGAAGUAGUGGACGAGGCUGUUAAAGGCCACUCAGUUCGUCUGUUGGGUCAGAAGAAAGAUGGAGGCCGACGACUUGGAGGAGCUCGACUGGACCUCCCCAAGAUCAGGAAGAACCCUCUCAUUGAAAUCAUCUCAAUUAACACUGGGUGUCUGAAUGCGUGUACCUACUGCAAGACGAAGCAUGCAAGAGGAGACUUGGCCAGUUAUCCCAUAGAGGAGCUAGUGGAGAGAGCUAGGCAGUCUUUUCAGGAGGGAGUGUGUGAGAUCUGGUUGACCAGUGAGGACACCGGUGCUUACGGUAGAGACAUAGGGACAGACCUGCCCACGCUGCUGUGGAGACUGGUGGAGGAGAUUCCCGAAGGUGCCAUGCUAAGGCUGGGGAUGACGAAUCCACCAUAUAUCCUGGAACACCUAGAGGAGAUGGCCAAGAUUUUGAAUCAUCCACGCGUCUAUGCCUUCCUCCACGUUCCCGUGCAGUCAGCCUCUGAUAGCGUACUGAUGGAUAUGAAGAGAGAAUAUUGCAUUGACGACUUCAAACGAGUGGUAGACUUCCUUAAAGAAAGAGUCCCUGGUGUAACUAUUGCUACAGAUAUAAUCUGUGGUUUUCCCGGAGAGACCGAGGAAGACUUUCAAGCAACCAUAGACUUAGUGAAAGCCUAUCGAUUCCCCAGUCUUUUCAUCAACCAGUUUUACCCCCGACCCGGUACACCUGCUGCCAGGAUGGAGCAAGUAGCAGCACAUGUGAAGAAGCAAAGAACUAAAGAGCUGUCGCAGGUCUUCCACUCUUACAACCCUUAUGACCAUAAGGUAGGGGAGAGACAGCAUGUGUUGGUGACAGAGGAGUCAUUUGAUUCCCAAUACUAUGUGGCUCACAACAAGUACUACGAACAGGUGCUGGUACCUAAAAGGGUGGAGUUUAAAGGAAAGAUGAUUGUGGUGGACAUCUAUGAGGCAGGAAAACACUUCAUGAAAGGCAAACCAGUUGAAGACAGUAAGCCGUUCACUCCUUCCAUUGCCAUGCCGCUUCAGAAAGGAGAGGUGUCUGGUCUGCUGCAGGAACAAAAGGUCAAUGGCGUCCAUGUUUCUGCUCCCACGCCUUCUUCAUGCACCUUCUCCAUUGGAUCUAAUACUCUGGACAGAGAAAUGCUGAAGAAGAUUGGGAUCGGGCUCGCGCUGGCAGCAGUCAUCUUGGCUUACAUUGCACAGAAAGUGUACUGAACAAUGACUGUUGUGUGUAGUCUUUUUUAUUGUAAUGUCAAUACCUUCUCUUGGUAGUCUAUCGGCAUGGACAGUGAAAGAUCAAACUGCUUCACCGAACACCUUUUAUACCAGUCUUUUUGGUACAAAUAAGUCACCAGAUUUAGGAUUUUAUUUAGAAUAUUUUUUAAGUGCUGAUUACUUGUGACAGUGACAGUAGAGCCAUUUCUUGCUUAGGAAAAAGGUAAAAGUGUGUUUUGUUUAGUUCUUACUGAUGGCUACUGAUCCUGCGGUUACACAGAUAUUCAGUUGAUCAUACAUUCAGGGCUUUACCAUCAGUACGAGAAUCUGAUCUGUCACUCUGCAUCCUUUUAAAUUGGAACGUGAUUAAGCUUGGUUUAUUUCAUUUAGUGAAACUGAGUGAUGAUCUGCAUUAUACUUUGAUUAAAGUGUGUACAACUUCAGAGUAUUUAUUUUUGAAAGUGAGACAUGAACAUAUUUUCAGAACUUAAUGAAUGUCGUUUAUGUUGUUUUAAAAUGUUAACCUUAUGUUUCAUUGUUCAAAAAGUGCUUUGUGUUUAGAGUUUUUCACAAUAAUUCAUAGACUAUUUGGCAUACAUGCCAGGCGAACGAUUCUAACUGCUGGGAUUCAUUUAUUAUUGACACGCAUUGUGUCACCAUGCACACAUUUUACAAAUAUGAUAUAGUUUUUUGCUUCUAGCAUACAAGGUUCUCUGUGUCCUCCAAUAGGCCUCAGUCACACAGGUUUAGAGAACAGUCAGAAACCCUCUGGCAACCACAGGCUGCGGUAGAAAAAUCCCCCACCAGUUGCCAAGUGGUUGCUGGCUGUCGCUGAGUUGACAUUGGUCGCAAAGAGGUAAACAGUCCUGCACAUCCUUGUAAUUUCUUUGGUAGGCAACAGGCAGCUGUUGCCACCUGUAGUUUCCAUGGAAGAUACCAACUUGUCUCUAAACACACUCUAACUGCUUGCCUAGCAGUAGUGAAACUGUAAAAGUUGCUCCUUUUAAACCUGUUGGUUAAAGGAAUAAAGCACAACUUUUACUUUGCGUCACACUUUUUCCCACUUUCACUGCUGCUCAGCGACUAGAUGGGGAGUGUUCUGGACAUCCAUCUAAUGCCCAGAUAAACUAUAGGUAACUAGCAAUCUGCUAGCAACCAAAGCAAAGAGGUUUUUGGUGCAGCACCCUCUUUGAUACAGCAAACAGCAGGGAAUACACAUUUUCCCAAGCGAUCUGUAGUUCCCAGAGGGUUCCCAGAGGGUUACCAAUUGGUCUCUAGGCAUGUGUGUCUGACUUGCAGCGGUAUCCUGCCAUGCCAAUCUAAAUAACGAGUAUGAUUCCACCUCCAUCAUUCAUUCAUAGGGUUAAUAAUUCACAUUUGGACAAAAUCCAUAUAGUUGGACAGCAGCAGAAAUCUCAAGUGCACCGAUGUCAUCCCACUGCUGGAUUUUACCAGAACUUGCUUGUUUUUUUGUUUGUUUGUUUGUUUUCCCACCUUUCUAUAAUUCAGGUGUAAUUACCCUGCAAUACAACUCUCUAUAGUUAGUAGAUGGUUUUUUUGUCAUUUUUUUUUCUUUUGGUUAUUGUCCCAACCAUCCAGAAUUGUUAAAUAAAGGAUAAAAUCCAUUUGCCAUGAGUAAAA
Oreochromis niloticus (Nile tilapia) is the source of this 3504-nucleotide messenger RNA. RefSeq names its product CDK5 regulatory subunit associated protein 1-like 1 (gene cdkal1). Gene Ontology annotation, biological process: tRNA methylthiolation. Lineage: Eukaryota; Metazoa; Chordata; Actinopteri; Cichliformes; Cichlidae. Gene Ontology annotation, molecular function: tRNA (N(6)-L-threonylcarbamoyladenosine(37)-C(2))-methylthiotransferase activity; 4 iron, 4 sulfur cluster binding. The transcript has 15 exons. The record is from RefSeq and is a predicted model, not a curated record. Bases 169 to 1863 code for a protein of 564 amino acids. Gene Ontology annotation, cellular component: endoplasmic reticulum.